CUGGGCCGUCGUUACCUUGAAGUCUCUGGUCUCCAUCUGAGGUAGCAAUGGAUUGCUUGGGGCUGGCUAAGCCUCUGAGCUUCGACAUGAUGCAAAACGUCAUGCCCCCCAGUGGUGCUGAUCACUUCAAAAAUUUCUUCUCACAGGUUUGGUUACUUAACCCUCUCGGUUCUGUCUUUUCUCUUCCCCGGAUAUUCUGUACCUCUGACGUGACUAGGCAGUUGAACGAAACUUAUCGACCGAGGCAAGAUCUGCCUGUCGAGACCCAUUCUGUGCCCUGUGCUCGGAUUUCCAGCCUUGAUUGCCGCUCAUUCAAUUGUUACUCCGGUCCGAGAUGGUUCGUACACACGAACUCGCCCACCGCGACAAUGGUGUCCUUCGCGGCGACGGUGCUGUCGAGAACAAGGAGCACCGUCAUAGUGUCGCCGCGGGUCCAGGCGAGGAGCAAGCCGACGAGCUCCUUAAUAUCCUAGGCUACCAGGCCGAGCUGGUUCGAAGUCGAAGCACCUUCCAGGUUGCGUUCAUGUCCUUUGUGCUGGCAUCUGUCCCGUAUGGUCUGGCUACGACACUUUUAUAUCCUAUCGCAGGUGGCGGGCCCGUCGCUGUGAUCUGGGGCUGGUGCGGAGUAUGCGCCAUUAUCCUUUGUCUGGCUGUGUCUCUGGGUGAAAUCACCUCGGUCUACCCUACAGCUGGAGGCGUCUACUAUCAGACAUUCAUGCUCUCCCCACCGCAUUACCGCAAGAUCACCGCAUGGAUUUGUGGCUGGUCAUACACCCUAGGCAACAUCAUCAUUACUCUUUCUGUCAACUUCGGAACCACCCUUUUUUUCGUGGGUUGUAUCAACAUCUUCCAGGAUGACAAUGGCGAAGGCAUCUUUGCCGCAGAGACCUACCAGUAUUAUCUGAUCUUCCUCGCCAUCACCCUGACUUGCAAUGCCAUAUCCGCCCUGGGCAAUCGGUGGCUACCGCUUCUGGAUACAAUGACCAUCUACUGGACAUUUGGAGGUGUCUUUGCCAUACUGAUCUGCGUUCUUGUCAUCGCCAAAAACGGUAGAAACAGCGGUAGUUUCGCCCUGGGCGAGUUUCAAGCCAAUACCGGUUGGACCCCAGGCUGGUCAUUCUGCAUCGGACUCCUGCACGCUGCCUAUGCGACCUCUGCCACCGGCAUGAUCAUCUCCAUGUCCGAGGAGGUCCGCGACCCUGGCAGGCAAGUUCCCAAAGCCAUGUGUUGGGCACUGGGACUGAACUGGCUUUGCGGCAUCAUCUUUCUCCUGCCGUUGAUGUUCGUGCUGCCUGACCUUCUCGAUGUCAUCAACGACCCCUACGCCCAACCUCUGCCGUUCAUUCUUCGCUCGGCCAUCGGCAAUGAGGGCGGCGCCUUUGCGCUCACGAUUCCAAUCAUCGUCCUCGCCAUCUUCUGCGGCACCGCCUGCACCACCGCCGCGUCGCGUUGCAUCUGGGCCUUCUCCCGCGACGGAGCCAUGCCUGGGUCUGGACUCUGGAAACGAAUCAACCCCAAACUCGACGUGCCUUUCAACGCCAUGAUGCUCAGCAUGUCCGUACAGAUCUUGUUGGGUCUCAUCUACUUUGGGUCUGCUGCGGCCUUCAAUGCCUUCAGCGGCUCUGGAGUCAUCUUUUUGACCAUUUCUUACGUCAUGCCCGUCAUCGUUUCCCUCCUCGGCGGCCGCACUCACCUCAGAGAAGGCUCUUGGGACUUUGGGAAGCUGGGUGCAUUCUGCAAUGUCAUCACAAUAUGCUGGACUUUAUUCAUCAUCCCGGUUUUCAGUUUCCCCUUCUUCAACCCGGUCACGCUGGAAGGUAUGAAUUAUGCUUCGGUGGUGUUCGUCGGCGGUGUGACCAUUUCGGCCGUGUGGUACUUCGUCUGGGGGAAAAAGAACUAUGAGGGACCGCCAGUUCGAGCGGACGAAGUGGAAAGAAGACGAAGUUCCAUAAUAUCUACGUCAGAUUAGCUUUCUGGCUAUCACUGAGAUUCUGUUGCCCAUUUACAGACUUGGUUGUAUAUAGUAACAGUACUCACCUGCCUGGGAAAUCAACUUGCAUGGACUUUGUGAGUGAAAGAGUACAAUGUAAAAUACCUUGCCAAACUUGUAUA
Molecule: messenger RNA, 2112 nt
Organism: Exophiala oligosperma
Lineage: Eukaryota; Fungi; Ascomycota; Eurotiomycetes; Chaetothyriales; Herpotrichiellaceae
Exons: 4
Coding region: 335-1969 (544 amino acids)
Biological process (GO): amino acid transport; transmembrane transport
Cellular component (GO): membrane
Molecular function (GO): transmembrane transporter activity
Source: RefSeq, a predicted model, not a curated record